This is a messenger RNA of Ipomoea nil (Japanese morning glory), 1889 nucleotides long. Its product is annotated as polyadenylate-binding protein 4-like. Gene Ontology annotation, cellular component: ribonucleoprotein complex; nucleus; cytosol. Lineage: Eukaryota; Viridiplantae; Streptophyta; Magnoliopsida; Solanales; Convolvulaceae. The record is from RefSeq and is a predicted model, not a curated record. The transcript is spliced from 9 exons. Gene Ontology annotation, molecular function: poly(U) RNA binding; poly(A) binding; mRNA 3'-UTR binding. The coding region runs from base 76 to 1689 and encodes 537 amino acids.
AGCUUCUAAAAACUCUCCUCAUAUCAUCAAAUCUCCCUAGCUAGGGUUUUUCUGAUACUACUACUCGAGGAUCAAAUGGCGGCGGCGUCACCACUUCCACUGCCGGGGGCGGCGGAUAUUCUCAGAAGACCAUCUCUCUACGUGGGGGAUCUUCACCCCGACACUACCGAGAGGGACUUGAUGGAGAAAUUCUCUAGUGUCGGCACCUUGGAUUCCGUUCGCCUCUGCACGGAUACGGUCACGAAGCGAUCUCUUUGCUACGCUUAUGUCAACUUCCUUUGUUUUUCUGAUGCUUUAAAGGCUAUGACACUCCUGAACCACACUCCCCUGAGGGAGAAGCCUAUGAGGAUCAUGUGGUGUCAAAGGGAUCCACUAGUAAGAAAAUCUGGAAUUGGCAAUCUUUUCAUCAAGAACCUAGCACCUUCAGUAACCAGUGCUCAAUUGGAGAGGAUAUUUAGCAACUAUGGGACAAUAGUCUCUUGCAAGGUUGUUGAGGAAGAUGGAAAGAGCAAAUGUUUUGGAUUUGUUCAGUUUGAUUCAGAGCAGUCAGCCAUGAUUGCCAUCAGUUGUCUCCAUGGCACAAUGCUUGAAGGGAAAAAAUUAUAUGUCUCCAAAUUUAUCAAGAAGCAAGAGAGGGAGGCUCCACGUGAAGACCUCAAAUUCACCAAUCUCUAUGUGAAAAACUUUGAUGACAAUCUGACAGAGGAUCUCUUGACAGAGAAAUUUUCAAAAUAUGGGAAGGUCCACAAUGCUAUCAUUAUGAGGGAUGAAAAGGGAAAGUCUAGAGGCUUUGGCUUUGUCAAUUUUUAUUCACAUGAAGAUGCUAAGAGGGCUGUUGAGGGUCUGAAUGGUGCAUUAAUUGGAUCCAAGCAGCUGGUUGUUGUAAAUUCAGCAAAGAUCAUGCGUCAUGAUGAUGGUGUCAGUAAGGGAUUUGGCUUUGUGAGUUUUUCCAGUCCUGGAGAUGCAAAGAAGGCUAUGGAUUCACUUAAUGGAACAACUUGUAAUGGAAUGUGCUUGUAUGUGGCAUUUGCUUGGCCCAAGGAAGAACGCCCUAGGACGGCCUUAGCACCACGCAAGCCACAGUUUCCCACUUCUAACCAGGAUUUUAUCAUGCCUACACUUCAUGAGUUCCUUUACUAUGUCCCUCCUUAUUCUGUGUCAAUGUCAAUUCCAGACUUCAACCCUUACCAGUCUACAUCUACAACGUAUCAAACUGUUGGCAGACAGAUGGGUACAUUCUUUCCUGCAGGGAUGUACACUUUUCGAGGAAACAACAUGAUAUAUGACACAGAGAAACAGUCACAGCAGUUGCCUACUAAGCACCUCAUUUGCCAGUAUAAUAAAUCUACGAAGCCUGUUCCUCUGAAUGAUUCUGCUGCACCAGCUGCUAAACAGGUGAAUCAAAAGAAUGCAAAAGCUUCCAGGAAACUCAAAAGCAAGACUAUAAAUGGAGUAACAGCACUAGUACCUCCCCCAGAAUCAGCCACCACAACGAAAGUGCUAACGCCAGUAUCAGUAUUGCAGCUCAUGAUGGGACUUGAGCUCGGGCACGCUGCAGAGAUAAACGCAACACUAUUGGAAGUGGAAAAAUCUGUGAUUCAGAAGAUGCUGAACUUGCCUGAGUCUGUGGUAGCAAAUAUUGGGGAAGCAAUUAAUAUGCUGAAAGAAGAAUAUUCUUGGUCCGACUGAGAUUAGCACGAUUUCUUUUUCUUGCUGCCUUGUGUUUACUCUUUUAAGGAUCACUUCUUAGAGUAGUUUGUAAAUAAGUUUUCCAACAAGAGAUUCUUGUGACCCUGCCUAUUAUAAAUGCAAGGCAAGUAGUUUUCACUAUAGCUUUCUUCUUUGAACAUUGAAACGAACCCACAUUUCAUUUUAUUAGCUUUUUUAAU